Molecule: messenger RNA, 3409 nt
Organism: Vespula pensylvanica (western yellowjacket)
Lineage: Eukaryota; Metazoa; Arthropoda; Insecta; Hymenoptera; Vespidae
Product: colorectal mutant cancer protein
Exons: 13
Coding region: 467-3016 (849 amino acids)
Molecular function (GO): calcium ion binding
Source: RefSeq, a predicted model, not a curated record
GACUUUCAGUCUGUCAGUGAACGUUUCGCGGUGAACAUCGAGAGAGAAAGAAAGAAAGGGAGAGGGAGAGAGAGAUAGAAGGAUAGAUAGAUUGAGAAAGAGAAAGAGAGAGAGAGAGAGAGAGAGCUAUUUAACCGCGUGUAUCUCAUACCAAGGAAAUUUCUACGAAACGAACGAAGGACAUCGUCAGUACAUAUCGUUGGAAUUAUCUACGUGUUUCAAGGUCAACGAAAUAGAACCUCUUUGGAUCGCGAAAUAUUCGAGAUACCAUCGAGACACCAUCGAGGAACGUUCCAAGUGUCAACAAGAGAUAUUCUUUUUUUUUUCAAACUUCUUUUUUCUUUCUUUCAAUUUUUUUUUCUUCCAUUGUGAAUCUACGUAAAGAAGAAGAAGAAGAAGAAGAAGAAGAAGAAGAAGAAGAAGAAAAAGGAGAAGAGGAAGAAAUUUUUUGUUUUUUAAUCGAACCAUGCCGCCCUCUCAUCAUCGUAGGAUAUCCACUGAAUGCAACUCGUCGAAAAACAACGACGGGAAGAGUAACGACGAAUCCAACAAGGUGGCGAAUUUUACGGUGGCUAUUAACAAUGACUCUACGGAGUCAACGUACUUCGUCGAUCGUUUGCGUCGUCAACAACAACAUCAACAGCAGCAACAACAACAAUAUCAACUGCAACAAUAUCUUCAAAGAACAUCGAGAUGCGGGAUACAAACGUUGUCGAGUCACAUUCCAUCGAACGCGGCAAAAGAUAUCGUCGAGGAUGAACUUAGAAACGAUCUCGUUUACGUCCAUUGUGCCACAACCGAGGACGAAGACAUUGACGAAGAUGACGAAGAGGAGGAGCCAACAGGAUUGGCUAGAUCUAGAUCCUGGCUGUGUUGUCCGGGUGAUCGCAGAUCCGAGAGAACCGUACCGGUUCAUGUAGAAAUGGAUUAUACGGAUAAACAACAUUCUCUCCAUGCAGCAGCAUUGUCGUCGUUACGAUCCGAAGUCGCCGAUCUAAAUUCACGACUAUUGAUAGCUACUCGUGCGAGAGAAGCUGCUGAAGUAGCUUUAGCAAGAGCAGAAGUUCAAGCUGCUAGGGCUGAGCAAAGAGCUGAACAGCAGGCGGCCAGGCACGAGGAGAGACUUACCGAAUUGCAUUCCGUCAUUGCCGAGCUGGGCAGACAGUUGGAGAGGCAUCGUGCUACCGUAAUUGCCGAGGAGGAUGAGUCCGAAAUCGAAACCAGUAGGGAUGCGGAGGGAUCGAUCACGAAUCCGGUGGAGGAGAGUGAGGGAGGUGGAGAUAUUCAAGGUGAUGGAGAUAGAACCUUGGGAGAUGCCGAUUCCAGUUGCUGCGAGGAAAUUGAACAUCGAACCAACGAGAACGGUAGGGAACAAUUGGACAGUCCUGCUGCUUUACCAACGCCAGAACCAACUCAACCAGCAGCCUCGUGUCAAAGUGUCGCCGUGGCUACUCUCCAAGAAGAAGUUACGGCCCUUAGAGCAGAAAUCGUGAGCCUCCAAGCACAGUUGGCACAAUUUAAGAAUCAAGGACAGAAUGGCAAUCAGGGACAACUCAAUGGAGACUCACCUCGACGAGAACAUAAAACGAGAGGUAACACCAGCUCGCCAGAACCUCUGACGGCACCUUGCUCGCCACUCCUGCCACCCCUUCAAACACCGCCGACAAAGAGCGUAACGAGGGAGGAACCGCCAGUCCUCAAGAUGGCCGAGAGGGUGAGACUAAGGAGAACUGAUGAGAGACAUAUCACCGGCCCAGAUAUUACGAAUCUCGGUGUUUGUUCGACCAUGGUUGCUGAACAUCUCGUGUCCGAUCUCUUAGAACAAUCGAAUUUGCAAGAGUUAAAUGGCUCGGAGAAACAAUUCGAAGUAGAAACAGAAAGGUUGAACAGCAGAUUGGAACAUGCUCGAGCGAAUAACGCUGUUCUUGCUUUGACCUUACACGAGAGCAAAGCUCAAUGCGAUAGAUUGAGUUUACUCGUUGGGAAAUACGAAUCGAAUGCAAUGGCGUUAAGAUUAGCGUUAUCUUAUAGCGAUCGUGCCAUAGAAGCCUACGAUGUUCUCGUUGCUUUGUUAGAAAGCGAGAUUGCACUUUCUACAGAACGAAAUAGCCUUACUAUCGACAAUAGAAGAGCAGCUGAGAAUGUAGCUUAUCAUAUGUUGAACAGACUUGAAAAUGAUUGCGCUAAUGUUAUGGGUGCACCUUGGGAAGAUAGUAUAAUCUUGUCGGAUGAAUCUGAAGUAACUUGGACUGUCGAGAACGAGGAGAGACUUAGAAGACACAUUAGCAGAUUAAAAGGCGAUCGUGCUAUGGUCAGAUCCACUGCCGUGGAAUUAGAAAGUGUUCAUGUCGAACCUCUUAAUUCAAAAAAUACUAUUUCUCUCGCAGAAGCUAGAAAAUUAGAUUUAGAGACUGCUGUUCUUAUGCAAGAAUUAAUGGCUAUGAGAGAAGAUAAAGCAGAGUUGAGGGCAAGAGUAUUUCUUUUGGAAAAAGAAAGAGCUACGAUAGAAUUAAAGUUGAACGCGCAGGAAACGCAAAUUGCAGCUCAGCAUGCUGCUAUAGAACAUCUUCAGGGACAGCUUAACGAUACCGAGGCUAUGUUAUCAAUGAACAAAGAUCGUGGUCUUAGCGAUAACGAGAGCGAAGGUAUCGAGUCUGAACUUAUCGAAGCAUUGGGUAGAGAAGCAAGAUUAAAAGAACGUCUGCAAGAAUUAGUUUCAACAUUGGAUAAAGUGAAUAAGAACUCAGAAUUGAGACAUCAACAAUCUGCAGAACUUGUUAAUGAUUUGAAAAAAGCUAACAGUGCUCUGGUACAAACGUUGGAAAAAACAAAGAAAAAAUAUCAAUCUAGAUUAAAAAAAUUAGAGCAGCAAAUGUUGGGAAUGGUGGAAAGACAUACAGCACAGGUCAAAUCGCUUAAACAACGCAUAGCUUUGCUAGAGGAAGAAGCAGCAGUAUAUAAGGGAACUUUACCUCUACAAUCGCAAAGCUCGGGAGCUAGUGAAACAUCUUUAUGACAAUUAAGUGACUAAAAAUGAUAUAAACGUAAACGUAAUUUAUUGAAAUGCGUUUCCUGUCGUUACGAAACGUGCAAAAUAAAGAUUAAAUUUAUGUAUUUUUUUACUGGAAUAAUUUCUUAAUCAUGACGCUUUGCUAUUCGCUUUGUAAUUUUAUGAAGGUAUGAUACACCAUUCUCUCGUAGCAUACAGAAUUUUAUGCUGGGAAUUGUGACGUGCUAUGAAUACUUCGACGCGUGCAAGCUAUUUGAUAUAUGAUGAAUUAUAAAUAUAAAUUACUAGUAUGUUGUCUCAUUCAUAGCAGUGAUAUUUACUUGUAAAUAUGUAUAUUGUAACCAUAAACAGAAGUGUGAUACAUAUAAACAAUAAUUAAAUAAAUUGUGCUUUAUUAUA